GAGGAAGGAAAGGGGGCUGAUUCUGGAAGCCAUUACGCCAGUGUCGCAGGGUGGAGGCCGUUGAGCGGGGCUUGCUGGGUGGCUGCGGGCCAUGGCGUCGCCCCCGGCUCCCCCGGCCAAGAAGCGGAAGAUGAACUUCUCGGAGCGGGAGGUGGAGAUCAUCGUGGAGGAGCUGGAGCGCGGCAAGCACCUCCUCAUCAACCACUUCAACGCGGGCGUACCGCUGGCCGCCAAGGCCGCCGCCUGGCACGACAUCCUGCGGCGCGUCAACGCCGUCGCCACCUGCCACCGCGAGCUGCCCGAAGUGAAGAAGAAAUGGUCCGACCUCAAGACUGAGGUGCGGCGCAAAGUGGCCCAAGUGCGAGCCGCCAUGGAAGGGGGGAGCGAGAGCCAGAACGGUGGCGGUGCCGGGACGGAGGGCGAAGACCCAAGCGGUGCCACGGCUGCUCCCGUCAUCCUCACUCCCAUGCAACAGCGCAUCUGCAACCUGCUGGGAGAGGCCACCAUCAUCAGCCUGCCCAGCGGGGACUGCGGGGCGGCCGAUGGGACCGAGAUCCCCAUCACCGCCUCCACCACCACCGUCACGCUGACCCAGAUUCCUGCAGAGACAACUUACCACAGUCUGGAGGAUGGGGUCGUGGAGUACUGCACAACAGAAGCCCCCGCCACAGUUACUGCCGAAGCACCCUUGGAGAUGAUGGCACAUCAACACGAAGUAUCUGCAAAACCCCAGGAGCUGAAAAGCCGCAUUGCUCUGAACUCAGCGAAGCUCCUGCAGGAGCAGCGAGUGACCAACUUGCACGUGAAGGAGAUCGCCCAGCACCUGGAGCAGCAGAAUGACUUGCUUCAGAUGAUCCGUCGCUCUCAGGAGGUGCAGGCAUGUGCGCAGGAGCGCCAGGCUCAAGCCAUGGAAGGAACACAGGCUGCACUGAGUGCCCUCAUCCAGGUCCUCCGCCCCAUGAUUAAGGACUUCCGUCGAUUUUUGCAGAGCAAUACACCCAGUCCUUCGGUGACCGCUGACCCCGGCCAGACUGGGCAGCAAGAUGGCAUUAUCCAGUGAAAGAAACAGCAGUUGGACUUCUUUAUUGGUAAAAAAUCUGCCCCUGCUGCCAUUGGACACGGAGGAAGGGGUGCUGGCUCUUGUCAAUGUGAAAUGGCUCGCCUUGGAGCCUUGCUGAGCCCCAACGGCUUUCUUCUCUGCUAAUCUUAUGCUAAUCUGCCUUUUCAGACCCAUCGUGCAGAGCAGAAGCAGGAGAUUUAAUAAACAAGGAACCUAACCUCGGUUGCUUUAGUUCCUCAAAAAAAUAGAUUUGUUUAAAAAAAAAAAAAAAGGGAGAGAAAAAAAGACAAUUAUUUUUUUAUCUGUUUGAAAAGCUCUUCUGGGUAUGACACUUCUUUCUUCCUCUGCCUUGAUCUAUAGCCUUUAACUGACUUCAAACACGGACAGUCUUGCUAUUAAGUCACAGCAAUGAAGCUGCCAAGGUACAGUUAUCAUAAGCUGCAGUGUCUGGUAGUGAGUGCAUUUCUGUCUCUUGAUGAAAGUAUUUACUGGAAACGUGGUAUCAGAGGUGGUACAACCUUUCUCUGCACUGAGAGCUUGUGGAUACUGCUCUUGGAGCAUGAAGUUCACCCGCACAGACUAGCACUAAGCCUACUAUAUGCAGUUCAAAUCCCACCCAUAUCCCCCAAGGAUAUAAAUGGGAUUAAAAUAGUGUAUUCACCUCA
Messenger RNA from Centrocercus urophasianus (Greater sage-grouse), 1725 nucleotides. RefSeq names its product nuclear apoptosis inducing factor 1 (gene NAIF1). The record is from RefSeq and is a predicted model, not a curated record. The coding region runs from base 92 to 1060 and encodes 322 amino acids. The transcript is spliced from 3 exons. NCBI's taxonomy places the organism in Eukaryota, Metazoa, Chordata, Aves, Galliformes, Phasianidae. Gene Ontology annotation, cellular component: nucleus.